Messenger RNA from Dicentrarchus labrax (European seabass), 4019 nucleotides. RefSeq names its product tripartite motif containing 65 (gene trim65). Gene Ontology annotation, molecular function: zinc ion binding; protein binding. Bases 113 to 1672 code for a protein of 519 amino acids. The record is from RefSeq and is a predicted model, not a curated record. The transcript is spliced from 8 exons. Lineage: Eukaryota; Metazoa; Chordata; Actinopteri; Moronidae.
CAUCAUUUUUGCGUGUGUCGUCAUCAAGGAAGCUUCAUCUGACGACUGUUCGCACAGAUGCUGUGCACAAAUAUACAUCUUUUGAAGUGAGGUGUCAGCUCUUUCUUCAAAGAUGGAUUCUCAGAAUUCAAACCUGACCUGCAUCAUAUGCCUGGACCGCUUCAAAGUCCCUGUAACCCUCCCCUGCGGUCACAGCUUCUGUCAGGCCUGCAUCACCAAGUUCUGGGACAGCAAUAUAAAGCCUGAUAUCGGACCUCACUGCCCCAUCUGCAAUCAGCGGUUUCCCACCAGACCCAUCCUCAAGCGUAAUGUGUCCAUGUCGCUCCUGACUGAGGCUACAAACAGCACCGCUCCCUCUCUUAGAGAGUCGCACAUGAGGGGAGGCGAAGGGGCGAGAGCCAUGCUGCUGUGUGAGCGCCAUAAAAAGCCUCUGGUUUAUUACUGCAAGCAGGACAGAAUGUCUGUGUGCUGUGAAUGCGGCAUCUCUGAGUGUGUGAACCACGAGAAGGUCUUGUUGGAAGCAGAGAGGGAAAAUCAAGAGCUGCUAUUGGAAAGGAAGAGUAAGGAGGUGGGGAAACUCAUGGAAGAGACCGAAAAAAGUAUUAAGGACCUGGCUGAGAAUAUCAGUCAAGCCAAGGUGACUCUUCAGCAGACUUCCACCUGGGUCAAGGUCAAGUUCUCCACCCUGAUGAAGAUACUGGCUGAGAAGCAGGAGGUCACAGAGCUCUUUAUUGAGGAGCAGCAAGAAUCCGCCAUCAGUGAGGCGGAGGCACGGCUAGCUGAACUCCAGGAGCGCUCCAGGAUACUCCAAGAGAGCCAGGGGCAGAUAGCAGCCGUGCACAACCUCUCUGAUACAGAUCUCAUCAAGGAAUCAAUGGUCAUAGAAGUUCCACGUUUCAAGGAUAUCCCCACGGAUGUAACCCCAAACCUUCAAGAUCGAUUAAACGGCGUCACAGAUGUCCUGUCCCGAGUCUCCAAGCUGGUGGCCGAGGACCUAGAGAAAGCUGUGAGCACCGCCGUGGGUCAGGAUAAAGACGCUUGUCAUUGGUCUCCAGGAUCUCCUCAGGAUAAGAGGCCGAUCCUCGCCGUGGUUCCCAGUCCAGCUGCUCCAUGCCACCCUGGAGGGAAGGAGGGCCUCAGUGCUUACCGAUGCUCCCUGACCUUCGACCCGCGCACGGCCAACAUGCACCUGUUUCUGUCCCAGGAGAACCGGAGGGCGGAGCACCUGGCCUCUGGGCCACGUCCCGUCCCAUCCCAUGAAGCCCGCUUCGAUCACACCUGGCAGGUGCUCUGCUUUCAGGGCUUCAAACAUGGACAGCACUACUGGGAGCUGGAGGUGUCCAAGCCCUGGGCCUACCUCGGGGUAACCUACGAGACCAUCCCUCGGAAGGAGAAGGGCAAGAAGUGCAUGGUGGGUAUGAACGAUCUGUCCUGGAGCCUGCAGCUGGACGAGCACCAGCUGAGCGCCUGGCACAACGGCCGGAGGGAGACUCUGGCCGGACACUCCCAGCACAGCCGCAUCGGCAUGCUGCUUGACUACGAGGCGGGAACCCUCACCUACUACGGAGACGGGCAGACCAGGCUCCACGCCUUCCACUGUGCCUUCACCCAGGAGCUGUUCCCCGCCUGCUGGAUAGGAGAGGGCGUCAGCAUCACCCUCUGCUCCACAUGAGCGGACUCAUAAAGAGGGGCGAAGAAGGGAGUGGCGUAAUAAGCACUAUCAAUCAUGGGCACUAGCUGACUCAACAUAGAGCAUCCCCCCAUAACCAUUUAGGAGGUUUUUUUAAUCUUUCUCUUUUUCUUUUUACAAUGACUGCCUUCCUACAUUGUUUUAAGCAGAAGAACUGAAUGAUAUGGCCCCAAACUGGCCACCUAGUUUUGGCUUAUUCACAGUAUAACUUACAUCAUGACAAUAACAUAAAAUGGUCACAAACUGUGGUCCUAACGGCCCUUAGCGUUGUACUUUACUGACAGCACAACUUCAUUUGCUUUCAGGUAGGAAAUACCCAAUCUCCUCAACUCAGUAUGUCAGAUUAUUGUACUUUCACUACACCUUGUUCCACUGCAAGGCAAUAUGCAUUUAUUACAGGUGGGCUGAUGUCCCAUUAUAAAACCCACUGAUUCAUAAAAUCCACAUACAUGCUGUUGUAUGAGUAAUUAGUUAGAAAGGAGAGGGUUUCUGAAGAGCACAGGGGUAUCAGUUUAUCCAUUGUGUUGCUUUUAGAGUGCUGCACUACAACUACUCCGGCAUUAUUUUCUUGAACCCCCAGAUUGUCGAGUGUGGCACACGUGCAGUUUGGCUGCUCUUACAAAUACACAACCUUCAGUGUGUGAGUCAGAUUUUACUGUGCCUGACUCUAGUCUGCUUUGAAGACGUCAUUUUUGGAAGAUAGGCCUGUUUUGUUUCUUGCUGAGUUAGGUGAGAAGAUCAGUACCACAUCUGUGGUAAAUAAAAAGCUAGAGCCAGCUAGCUGCUUAGCUUAGCACAAAGACUGGAAUUAGCUAUCCUGGCUCUGUCCACACGUAACAAAACCUGCCUACCAGCACCUAUAAAGCUCACUGAUUAACAUGUUGUAUCUUGUUGCCUGGCAACCAGCAGUGACCAGCACUCUGGUUUUUCAUCGUUUAAAGCAGCUUUCAUUUUGUGUUGAUUCUGGCAGCUCCUGUGGACAAAAGAGGUUGUGAUUUUGAGAGGAAUCCAACACAAUCCGACCCAGUGGCAGGCGUUACAGCACUGAGAAUUAUAUAGGCAUAGCCAGUCUUGCUGCUAACGCUCGUUUGUUGAUAUAGGUCAUAUAGAGGCGUCAGUAUUAAAUUGAAACUCUUUCAUAACCAACUCUUUGUAGUAUUUUUAAAUAAUGUGGAAUGUGUUAAAGAGUGAGCUCAGGCUCUCUGUUCUCCCGAUUCCAGUCUUUAUUCUAAGUUAGCUAACCAUCUGCUGGCUUUAGCUUGAUAUUAAGGGUACAGACAGACAAUCUUCUUACUCUGCAACAAAGCAAAUAAGCGUGGUUCUUCCUGGGAUCAGAGUCUCUAAUUGACCACUGCCUUUUUAAAAAGUCUCCUUUCUGUAAGCUGGAGAUGGAUGAAAACAUAUUAGUUUCAUUGCAGCAAAAUAAGUGUAAGAGAGAGAAAGGGACUGUUUUGUAAUGCAAUGAGAGGCCAUUUUUAAGGACUUCACAAUAUCGGCCAAGCAGUCUGAAAAUCUGGUAAUUCUCCUGGUUAAACUUGAAUUUAGAAAAUUUAAUUUUUAAGUUCAAGUAGAGGCCACGAGAAGAAAAUCCCUAAAAAUGAUGCUCUUAACUAGUUUUCAUCUCUUGCUGGAAUUCAGUCCACAGAAAUAUGGGAGACCGUUCAUAAUAUGGUGCGUACAGGGCGAUAAGCCACUGCAGGGUAAACUGAACCCUCCCAUGUUGUACCAUAAGCGAUGUAGGUGAAACCAAAUCGUUGUGGGUUGUACAUUACUACUGAGAGUACAGGCCGGAAAAAAAUGGAACAACAUUUCUAUUUCUAGCAUGAAUGCACAAAUAAAUUGCUCUGCCUGUACAGUCUCAAACCUGUGACGCUGACAGUGUUGUGAUGGAAUCUGCUGUACUGUACAAAUGUUUUUAAACAGACUUUUUACCUUUUUUUUUUUUUUUUAAUCACGAGCACUUAAGAGGGCAAAGCUGUGACCUUUGGAAUGUGGAGGUACUCGAGGCUCAGGACAUCAGUCUUUGGGAAACUGCUGUGGAUUUGCACAAGUUGUCCAGAAGCGCAGAUGAGGACUACUGACUGAGAAGGGAAAAGCAUUCAUUUCCAGGCUGUUUUUGGCCUAACCGCGAAAAACAGCACCCCUCCGGCUGACUCUGGAAUAUGUUUCAUUAUCCUAAUGCACUAUGCUGUGUUCAAAGUGGACUACCCAUCAAUGUGUGAUAAUAGCAAUGCUCAGUGUAGAAAUAAAGACAAAGACAGUUCUGUUUCACAUGAGUCAAGAUCCAUUUAAUAAAAUCCAAUCCAAUGCAUACAUGCAUUAGCUGAGA